Trichobilharzia szidati is the source of this 2168-nucleotide messenger RNA. The record is from the annotation of a GenBank genome assembly. Lineage: Eukaryota; Metazoa; Platyhelminthes; Trematoda; Strigeidida; Schistosomatidae.
AUAUGACUCCUUUCGGUACCACUGUUCUUCUUGUUUAUGAAAGGAUCUGUUUCUUUCAAAUGGAUGUUAUAGUUCAGUGAAUCAGAAAAAGAAAUAUUUUCCUUCAAAUGACUACAUUUUAACGUGUUGCUCUUCCAUGUGAUAUAAUGACUAAGAAAAGUAGUGCAUCAGUUAUUCGUGAGCUGAAGGAAUUAACUGAACUGAUACAUACCACUAUUCCUGAUGUCCCAGGAAAACAUCGUCUAGUGCGAAUGUGUCAAAAAGAGAUUACACAUUUUGAAUCUUUGCCUUCUGAAUCAGUUGACGAUGCAGUUGUCUGUUCAAAUCUACCAUAUUUUAAAGCUAUAACAACACUAGCCAAUGCUUAUGGUAAUCGUCUUGUUGACUUAUUGUGUCGUUAUCGAUUACCAUUGGAUUCGAUUGACAGUGAUACGAAAGAGUCUGGUAAUUCAGUGUACUCAUCCAAUGGAAAUGAUUAUUCACGAUGUGAAAAACAAGAUUCACUCUUUGUCGAAUUGGUCUGUACACAAUCGGAUGAAGAUGUUGAUGAAAUGUCAAGAUUUAGAACAUGCAAUGGGAAUGCAUCAGAAGCAUGUUUAUGGGCUCCUGCUUUAUGGAUUAAAGUUGUAACACGUGAUUCAUCACGUUUAAAUAAUGCUUGGCGAGGUGAAGCCUCUUCAAAGCAUGCAGCGUGUUUAGGACGUCAAGCUGAAGAGUUAGUCCUUGCCUCACAUUGGUAUCAACGUGGUCAACCCCAGCAUUGGAUUCGAGUUAUUGUUCAUUGGUUGCCUCAAUCACCAUCUCGUACUAAUGGGAAAAUCACUGAUUUAGAUGAAGAUUUACGUGAAUACCUCGAAGAUAUUGGAGUUACACUGAUCACCGGUUGCGAUCCAUGGAUUGGCGAUAGCAGUAUAACCUCGUCGAUAUCUUCUUCAAUGAAACCGUCUGCUUAUGCCGUAUCGCUUAAAGACAUCAUGUUCCCGUUACAUAAAGUUCGACAAUUUUUAAAUCAAUUUAUGCAACACAAUGAGUCUAGUGAUUUCAAACAAUUUAAAUAUGAUUCAAUUCAACAAAUAUUUAGCCUAUUUGAUAAAAUGUCCAAUGCUAAUAUUGAUAAUAAUAAUAAUGAUAAUAAUAAAUCUGUGAUGAUUGACGAAAUGAUACCCGGGGAAGAAAAUGACUCGUUGAACAGCAGAAUUGAAAUGCAUACUCCAAUGGACGCCGUUCUACAAAGAUCUGCAUUAUGGUCAUUUUCGUGUGAUUCAUAUAAUCAUAUAGAUGAAUUAAAACGAAUCAAUUUAGACGUUUCAGCUUUGAUCGCCUUUGUAUCGGAGUUAUCUCAGUUCAAUCCAACAUAUUCUCCUUCUUCUGAUCAACAACAAACUGACAGUGAAGAAUCGAUUUCUUGCAAGAUUUUAGAAUGUUUACAAUCUACUGAAAGACGAAGUCAACUACUGCGUCAUCCUCCAUUGAAGCCAAGUAAAUUUGAAUGGCUUAUCGCAUCGGAGGCUGAAGUUCCUGUCCUGCUUUCACUGGACAAAUAUCUUCGAGGUAAAGUUCCAAUUGUUUGUCUCAGUGCUGUACAUUCCUUUUUAAAUAUUGUUGCAUUAAUCUCGGGACCAGGUGAAUGGAAACGUGCAAUCCAGUUGAUUAGUCGACUAGUUGUAAUACCAGAUUUAGAUGCUUGUGGUAAAGUUAUACCUCCAUUUGGAAAACCAAAAGAAUCUAGAAAUACUAAUAAUUAUUUAUUAACACAGCGUAUAAUGGAAGUUGGUAAUACACUGGAGGCGCUUACAAUUACAUCAAAUGCUGGUUUCCUACGAUCUGUGCGUAAAUCAAAUUUGAGAUAUUCAGCCCUUCUCCUACCUGCCCGUGCCCUGACGGAGAAGACUCCACGUGUGUCGUCAGAAGCAUGAUUUCUGUAAAAAAGAUCCUUCUCCUAUUUACUUAGCUCUAUUGUGUAUUUAAUCCCUUGAUUUUAUUUUGACUUCAUAUUAUCGCUUGUGUCCUGGGCGAACUACGCGUCGACCACCUUUUGUAUAUUUCUUUAUAAAAUUGAGUAUAACUUCAAUUGGUCAUUUCGAAGUGUAUUUCAAAAAUACUCUAAAAUACCUAACACUUAAAUAAAAGGGUUUUGAAUUUCACUGAGAAUUUGUUUUCAUUUGUAC